GAGGUCAUAAAAGGAGAAGGGAGAAAAGAAAAAAGAAAAACUAAAACGGGGAGAAAGAGAGAAGCAAAGAAAAGAGGGAAACUAAAGAAAAAGUGAAAAGGGCUGAGGGAGUUGUUGCUCGGCUGGGCAUCCAUCCAGCACACCGCAGAGACUUCAGCUUGUGGCCAAGUGAACGGACAAAACCAGUGUGACUGGGAGCCUACUGGGAGAGACUACUACUGAGCAGACUGCCGAGCACCAUGGCUGACAACGUGAACGAGGAGUCAGAUUAUAUCCCGGGGAAAGAUGAGCUGGACUGGGGCUAUGAGGAAGGUGUAGAAUGGGGACUCCAUUUUCCAGCAGCGAAUGGCGAGUACCAGUCUCCCAUUAACUUGAACUCCAGGGAGGCUCAGUAUGACCCGUCCCUCCUGGAUGUCGGCUUAUCACCGAACUACGUGGUGUGUCGAGACUGUGAGGUCAUCAACGACGGACACACUGUCCGCAUCAUACUCAAGUCCAAGUCAGUUGUCACCGGUGGUCCUUUGCCUAGUGAUCAUGAGUAUGAGCUUCAUGAGGUUCGAUUCCACUGGGGCAAAGAGAACCAGAGAGGAUCAGAGCACACUGUCAACUUCAAGGCUUUCCCGAUGGAGCUCCAUCUAAUUCACUGGAACAGCACUCUGUUUAACACUUUGGAGGACGCUCUUGGGAAGAAGAAUGGAAUCCUCAUCAUAGCUCUUUUUGUUCAGAUUGGUAAGGAGCAUCUGGGUCUGAAGGCCAUCACUGAAGUUCUGCAGGACCUGCAGUACAAGGGGAAGAACAAGAUAAUCCCCUGCUUCAACCCCAACACUCUGUUACCUGACCCUUUACUGAGAGACUACUGGGUGUAUGAAGGAUCUCUGACCACACCACCUUGUAGUGAAAAUGUGACCUGGAUCCUCUACCGCUACCCUCUCACCAUCUCACAGCUACAGAUUGAGGAGUUUCGGAGGCUGCGGUCCCAUGUUAAAGGGGCGGAGCUGCUGGAAGGGAAUGAUGGGUUGCUGGGGGACAACUUCCGUCCCACUCAGCCGCUCAGUGACCGGACUGUUCGUGCUGCCUUCCAGUGACUCUCAUUUCCCACUGCCAACUCAGAAAAACUAUGGGGCCUGUAGAUUCAAGUAUAGAAGGAGAGAAGAAAGCAGUGGUGUGGAGAGUGGAAUAGAGGGAGAGAUGGAAAGUUGAUUUGGUUGUAGAUCAGCUGCAGACUGACGGUGGACAAAGAAACUAUUGAUCUCCCAGCUUUGUUUGUGUGUGUGUGUUCAGGUUUCUCAUUCUUACUGUAUAUGUGUAAGUGAGUGUAACGUCCUCCCUGUGCCUAUGUGUGUGCUCUAGGUACAUCUUGAGUGUUGUUGUGGUAAUCUACGAGUAUGUGUUUCCUGAUUAGAGGUUAGGGGGAUUCACAACUUGUCAGUCUCUGCAACAAGGGGAAACAUAAACCAUGUGAUGUACCUGGACACACACACACACAUCCUUGUACUUCUGUAGCUGUGAGGACCCUCAUUAACAUAAUGUGUUCCCCCGACCCUUACCCUAACCUUAACCAUCACAACUAAAACGCCAACCCUAACCCCAAACUAAACAUAAUCCUACCCUAACCCUUGACUUGUAACACAACAGUGUUGAAACGCCACACCUGUUUCGGCAUGCCGACUGUGGCUUUUCACACAGACGUAUUUCGGCUGUUGUUUCUACCAACGUUCCCGGCUCAGAGGAGGAUCUAAUCUGAGCCUCUUUUUCCAGCUCCGUACCUUUCAUACAGCGUGGCGAGCUGGCCUAUUGCUGUAAUAGUCAAAUAGCCAAAAAAUAAGUCAGUAUGAAAGUGCCUCAAGUCUAAACUUUCAAACAGCCCUUUGAAGUUGUGAGGACCAGCCAAAAUGUCCUUACUUUCCAAGAAUGUCCUCACUGUGUUGGUUAAAAUCUUGUUCCAGUCCUCACACACACACACACACACACACACACACACACAUACACACACAAACCCUAACCCUCACCUUUACCUAACUUUAACCUGAACCCUAAAACCACAUCUUAGCCCUCAAAAUGUCGUCUCUACCUGACCUCAAUUUUCCUCACGGUGACACGAGUCCCCAUCAGUUAGUGUGAAGUCAGGUUUAAGUCCUCACUGAGAUAUAAGAACAUGAAACACACACACAUUAAAGAACAUACUGUACCGCCGCAAGACACAGUUUGAUUAAAAAUACACCCAUGUGCUCUGUGUGUGUACUGUGCUGCAUUUUUCGCAUACACCUGAGGUUGAGUGUUCUGCGGUAGGCCAUGUCUGACAAGACAACUACUUUUUUUAGCACAGUUGCCGUGCCUCUGCUUUAUUUUCCUAAAUCUCUGUCAUUACUACAUCCUCAUGUUUUGUUUAGUUAGCAAGUAAAUCCUGCUGGGUUUAAUCAGCUCGUCCUCUCAGAACUCACAGAACACAGAACAGAAUUAAAGUGCAUGAAAUGGUUUAAUAUUAACAUUUUAAUGGGUAUGUUGAGGCUGUGUAGGUUAUAUUCUGUGUGGUUCAGCAGUGUGUGAGCGCUCCACGCAGGGACAUCUGACAUGAGCUGCUGCUUUAACCUCGUCCACAUCUUCAUCUCACCGUACACUCAACAGAUAUUUAGUUAGCCAAACUCACAUUACAUGUACUUUGUAUAAUGCCAAACGCUCAAAUAAUCAUUCUUAACCCCUCCCUGCUUUAGACAGUCAAAUAUCAAACUUACAGAAUUGUUUUGCUGCUUUAGUGUCCACAAACCUUAAAUGUGAUUUUAUGUGUUGGUUGCUAUUUUCCUGACAUUUUUCUGUUAAUAGUGUUAGUAUUCUCUGUGUCAAUACAGGUUUGGUAUCCUGUCCUUGUCUAAAGCAGCUUUAACCCCCAUAAACAUCACAUUUACAUUUAGCUGACACUUUCAUCCAAAGCGACUUACAAUUGCUAUACAUGUCAGAGGUCGAAUACUCUGGAGCAACUAGGGGUCUUGCUCAGGGACAUGGAUGUGUCAAAGUGGGAAUCGAACCCAGGUCUCCCACACCAAAGACAAGCAUUUUUUCUAUGCGCCAUCACCACCCCACAUUAGUGGAAUACUACUUUCAGAACUGUUUUAGAAAGCAGGGAGGGUUACAAGCGCAGCUUUUAUGUGUAUGUUUAUAUUACAUUGAUUCAAAAUGUGAUAUCUUAUGUUAUCUAGGAAAAAUGCAUUUUAAUGCAAGCUGUAAAUGUGGGCAGAAACCAUUGGGAUCAGAAAGCAGUUGGAUCAGCAUCUGGAGGUGGUCAGGCUUGUAUUGUGAUCUCAGCCCGGUGUAAAUGCAGUCAAAGGUCACCUUUCCUGCCAAGUCAAGCGAGCCUUGCAAAAGUUACAAGCAGUAGCAGUAGCUAGCAAGUCUUCCCUUGAGUUAGGAUGUGCCAUGUCUGUUGACAAGGCCUAAGCAUACUGAUCCCUGAUCAUAAAACACGAACGAAAUAACAAGAACACCUUUUAAUACCAGGUGUAAAAUUGAGAAGACCAAUUGAGUGGAUGUCAUAAUCCAGAUAACAUAUAGAUCACAUGUUAUUACCAGGUGUAACUGGGGCCUGUGUGUCUGUGUGUGUACUCUUUAAAGGUACUGUGUUUGACAAACCAUGCUGAAAUAAACUGUGAGAAUUGAUGACUGUUACUGUAAAGCAACAAUAAACUACAACACUGACUCACUAAAACACUAAA
Molecule: messenger RNA, 3707 nt
Organism: Micropterus salmoides (largemouth bass)
Lineage: Eukaryota; Metazoa; Chordata; Actinopteri; Centrarchiformes; Centrarchidae
Gene: ca8
Product: carbonic anhydrase VIII
Exons: 9
Coding region: 240-1085 (281 amino acids)
Molecular function (GO): carbonate dehydratase activity; zinc ion binding
Source: RefSeq, a predicted model, not a curated record